AUGGAGUGGAAACUGGAGCGCACCGCCCCGCGGAGGGUCCGGACAGAAGAAGAGAUACUGUGGGAGAAUGUCAUGCGGGUGUUCGCCAAAGACCUGAAGCAGAAGAGCAGUCCACGUUCUUCCAAGGUGUUUGAUGAAGUUAAGCCCACAUAUUCUAGCUUCAAGAGCAACUUUGUGAAGAGGCUGUCGGUGGAGGGUCCCAUUGCCAGUAGCCCAAUUACCACUAGAUGGCGGCAAAGCCAAACCAGGGAUCUGGCAGCCUGCUCCUUUGGGGAAGAGCUUUCAACCACUUACCUCCCAGAAGAUUCUGGAUCCGUGCUGAAGAUAACGCCUGAGAAAGAGACUUUGAUUCUAGGAUCCUACCAAGAACCACUGAAGACACCCAUCAAAGGGACUUUCGAAACAAGUAACUCUUUCCAUUUUUGCAAGGAAGCUCAUGCGAUGGAUGGAGACUGGAAUGAAACUGUUGCCUCAAAAGGCCGGAAAUGCCUAAACCAGCUAUUUUCGACCCAGAAGGUGGCUCAGUGGGUUAGUGGGCAAAUGCAGCUCUGUGAGCAAUCUCAGUGUGCCUGGAAAGGCUGCAGAGAUGGAGUCAGAGAUGAAUCCUUCUAUCUUAAAAGAUUCAGGAAUCUAGACUAUUCCAUACUCCAACCAGAAGUGAAGAUUCAUCUUACUGGUCUUCGAAAUGACUAUUAUCUAAAUACUCUAGAUUGGAAUUUUCAAAAUCUAGUUGCUAUAGCCCUUGGAUCCUCUGUAUUCAUCUGGAAUGGGGAAAACUACAAUGUGAUUGAAAAUAUAGACCUACCUAUCAAUUGUAACUAUAUAUCUUCUGUGUCCUGGGUAAAAGAUGGAAACUGCCUGGCAGUUGGCACCAGCGAGGGAGAAGUACAGGUAAUGGGCAGUUUUUUUUUUUUCCCUCAAAAUUUAUGGGAUGUGGUAACUAAAAAGCAGCUGAGAAAUAUGCUUGGUCAUUUGUCGGUGGUUGGGGCUCUGAGCUGGAAUGACUGUAUUCUCAGCAGCGGGUCGAGGCUGGGCCGUGUUUAUCAUCACGACGUUCGGGUCACCCAGCAUCACGUUGGAACACUUCACCACAAGCAAGCUGUCUGUGCUCUCAAGUGGUCCCCUGAUGGCAGGCUGCUUUCCAGUGGCUGUAGUGAUGGACUGCUGACGAUAUGGCCCCAUGACCCGGGUGCAAAAGCCCAGGUUCAACCCCUGAAAGUCAUAGCCCAACCUACAGCAGUCAAGGCCAUGGAUUGGUGUCCCUGGCAGUCUGCAGUCCUUGCUGUUGGAGGCGGCAUGGAAGAUGGACACUUACAUGUCUUGGACAUAAAUACUGGGCAAAGCAUCCAGACCCCAAGCACAGACUCACAGAUUUGUUCCCUAAUUUGGCUACCUAAGACAAAGGAGGUUGCAAGUGGCCAAGGUAGUCCCAAGAAUGAUGUGACUGUGUGGGCCUGUCCUGGUCUGUCCAGGUCACGUGGAUUUUUGGAUUGUGUGAAUGUUAUUUGGCAACAACAAAACACCCUUAACAGAAAGACUUCCUGCUCCUGUCUGGUCUUCCUGGUCUGUCUGACCUCAGAACGACUUUGA
Enhydra lutris kenyoni (northern sea otter) is the source of this 1590-nucleotide messenger RNA. Its product is annotated as cell division cycle 20B. Bases 1 to 1590 code for a protein of 529 amino acids. Gene Ontology annotation, molecular function: ubiquitin ligase activator activity; protein binding; anaphase-promoting complex binding. The record is from RefSeq and is a predicted model, not a curated record. The transcript is spliced from 12 exons. Lineage: Eukaryota; Metazoa; Chordata; Mammalia; Carnivora; Mustelidae. Gene Ontology annotation, biological process: positive regulation of anaphase-promoting complex-dependent catabolic process; positive regulation of ubiquitin protein ligase activity; anaphase-promoting complex-dependent catabolic process. Gene Ontology annotation, cellular component: anaphase-promoting complex.